Molecule: messenger RNA, 430 nt
Organism: Papilio xuthus (Asian swallowtail)
Lineage: Eukaryota; Metazoa; Arthropoda; Insecta; Lepidoptera; Papilionidae
Exons: 4
Coding region: 95-388 (97 amino acids)
Source: RefSeq, a predicted model, not a curated record
GGUUUGACAGACAAGUUGAAAACAAAAACAUGUCAACAUUUUUACAGUGUUAUAACAUCAAUAUUUAAUAACAUAUCGUUAGAAUACAAAUCUAAUGGAUAAUUCUGCAGCAAAGGUUGGCCAAAUAUUUACGGAAGCAGGUGCUGCGUUUAAUAAGUUAGCAGAAAUGACUAUGUUACUGCAUCCAUUGGCAGAAUCAUCGCCCGGUCUAUGUGCUCAAACAAAAACACCAGUGAAGAGAAAAGCUACAGAAGAAAGAGUUCCAGCCAGCAAUGCAUCUGGGCAGGUACUAAAUAUGCUGAAAGCACAAGAUUCAGAAGACUCUAAAGUUUUAAAUAGGGAUAUUAAAGUGGAAUGUGAAUUAAAUGCUGAGGAAGGGGUACCGUAAAAUGUUAACUAUUAUUCAUCUAAUAAAAUAAUUGUAACAAGU